AUGGUCAACACACCUAAAACCCAAAGAACUUUCUGUAAGAAGUGUGGCAAGCAUCAGCCUCACAAAGUGGCACAAUAUAAGAAGGGCAAGGAUUCCUUGUAUGCCCAGGGAAAGAGGCACUAUGAUCAGAAGCAGAGUGGCUGUGGUGGGCAGACAAAGCCAAUUUUUUUCCAGAAGAAGGCUAAGACCACAGAGAAGAUUGUGCUAAGGCUGGAAUGUGUUGAGCCUAACUGCAGAUCCAAGAGGAUGCUGGCCAUUAAGAGAUGCAAGCAUUCUGAACUGGGAAGAGGUAAGAAGAGAAAGGGCCAAGUGAUCCAGUUCUAA
Molecule: messenger RNA, 324 nt
Organism: Saimiri boliviensis boliviensis (Bolivian squirrel monkey)
Lineage: Eukaryota; Metazoa; Chordata; Mammalia; Primates; Cebidae
Product: large ribosomal subunit protein eL42-like
Biological process (GO): translation
Cellular component (GO): ribosome
Molecular function (GO): structural constituent of ribosome
Source: RefSeq, a predicted model, not a curated record